AUGGUUUUAUUUUCCUUCGUAGGAAAGAAGCUAGAACAACUUUGUAGUGGUUCAUGGUUAGUAAUUUCGGGUUUUUGUAGAUUCGUAUGGUUUCUAGUCCUAUAUUUCUACCAUUAUGUCAUCCGUCGAAUGAACCAAUUUUGUAUCGAAUUGUUCUAUUUUAUUGUUCUUUCUUGUUUUGGUUUUCUUAUCCUAAAUGCAAUCGAUCCAAGAACCACAACAUUUACUCCUAGGAAGUUAGAUAUGUUCUUUACCUCCGUUUCGGCAUCUACUGUUUCUAGCAUGUCUGUCAUUGAAAUGGAGGUUUUCUCUAACGCCCAACUUAUUGUUAUGACACUACUUAUGUUCAUUGGUGGUGAGGUUUUUACUUCAAUGGUUGGACUACUUGUCCGUAGUUUUUCACGUCAUGAUAGUUGUGUAAAAGAGGGAGGCAGAGUAAACGACUCCAUGAGUGAUCUCGGUAUCCCACCAAACUUUCAUGACCAAGUCGAGUUAGGCACCAUAGCCAACCCUGAAUUCGAAAGCUCUAAAUCGGAUAUUUUUGAAUUUGGUCAUGAUCAAGAGUUUGAUACCGAUCAAUUAAAGUAUAAAUCCAUUAAGUUUUUAGGUCUUUUAGUGCUAGGAUACUUAUUUUUUAUACAAUUUUUAGGAGUGGCCUCGGUUUUUUUAUACGUAAAUGUCAUAUCUAGUGCCAAAAUUGUACUUAAACAAAAGGGCAUAAAUACAUUCACCUUUUCUAUUUUCUCCGUAGUUUCCACAUUUGCUAGCUGUGGCUUUGUUCCCACCAAUGAAAACAUGAUGGUUUUCAACAAGAAUUCUGGACUAUUAUUACUUCUAAUCCCUCAAGUUCUUCUAGGGAACAAUUUGUACCCUUCCGCUUUGAGAUUUUUGGUUUGGACAAUCGGAAAAUUCAAAAAGAAAGCUGAAACUAGUUACUUGUUGAAUAACACUCGAGAAAUCAAGUUUCAUCAUUUUCUUUCAUACAUACAUUCAUUGUUUAUUGUGUUUACAAUGUUGGCUUUUAUCCUCAUACAAUAUAUAUUAUUUUCAUCAAUGGAAUGGAACUCUGAUUCUUUGAGUGGCUUGAACAACUAUCAAAAGCUUAUCGGGGUUCUGUUUCAGACCAUCAACACGCGACAUACAGGGGAAACCAUCGUCGACCUCUCCACCAUUGCCGCGGCCUCCUUGGUGUUGAUCGUGGUCAUGAUGUAUCUUCCUCCAUAUACUUCGUAUUUACCAAUAUGGGCAAAAGGAAAUGGAGAUAGAAAUAGCGAUCAAAGAAGAAGAAAAAGCAGAAGAGUUUUAUUGAAUAAUAUCGUAUUCUCGCAACUCUCUUAUCUCGUCGUCUUCAUCAUCCUCGUUUGCAUAACGGAGAGGAAAAAGAUCAAAGAAGAUCCCCUCAAUUUUAAUGUCCUAAAUAUUGUAGUCGAGGUUAUAAGUGCAUAUGGAAAUGUGGGGUUCACGACGGGCUAUAGUUGUGAUCGUCGACUGAAACCAAGUGAUGGCAUUUGUGAAACCAAAUGGUAUGGUUUCUGCGGAAAAUGGAGCGACGGGGGGAAACUGAUUCUGAUUGUAGUUAUGAUUUUUGGUAGGCUUAAGAAAUUUAACAUGAACGGAGGCAAAGCUUGGAAGCUCUUGUAAUUAUAAUUGAUGUGCUCCACAGAUGAAUUAUCGUUUCUAGCCUUCUUUUUUCUUCUCCCUUAUAUGUAAACUUAUCUAUAAAAUGUGUUUUUUUGAUUUAAAACAUACAUGAUAAUUUUUGACC
Messenger RNA from Erigeron canadensis, 1765 nucleotides. RefSeq names its product sodium transporter HKT1-like. Bases 1 to 1641 code for a protein of 546 amino acids. The record is from RefSeq and is a predicted model, not a curated record. Lineage: Eukaryota; Viridiplantae; Streptophyta; Magnoliopsida; Asterales; Asteraceae. Gene Ontology annotation, cellular component: plasma membrane. Gene Ontology annotation, biological process: monoatomic cation transport; transmembrane transport. Gene Ontology annotation, molecular function: monoatomic cation transmembrane transporter activity. The transcript is spliced from 3 exons.